Messenger RNA from Gongylonema pulchrum, 867 nucleotides. The record is from the annotation of a GenBank genome assembly. Lineage: Eukaryota; Metazoa; Nematoda; Chromadorea; Rhabditida; Gongylonematidae.
AAAUCGUUGGAUCCACUUCUGGAGCGCCUCACAAUGCUGGAAAAUAAUUUCACAUUACUUUUAUCACGUGCCGAAAUCGAGCCAUAUGCAUCGCUGGACGAUGCGCUGAAUGCGCCUAGUCGAUUCAGCCGCCCAAUUGACGUGAAGAUGACAGAUCCAGUAGUAACGCCGAAGCCAGCCAAGCACAAGCACAAAAUGCCAUUCUGGAGAUCGCGCAUCAUUGCGUUAUACAUCGACUGGGCCAAAACUUUUCCCGUUUUCAAAAAGUUGCCCCAUUCUGAUAAGGUGGCACUAAUAACGAAUCAUGCCAGUUCAUUUAUGAUAAUGUGCGAAACAUUCCGUACGCCGGAACACGUAAGCGAUAAAAUUGUGCAUCCGGAUGGCCCAUACUUUUCUCGCUAUCCACCUUCGGAGAGCUUAUUCUUCAAGAACCUAAGUGGUUUAACGCCGGUGAUGGUCGCAAUGAUUGACUAUGUAAUGCAACCCUUCCGACGUCUCCAUAUUUCCACCACGGAAUUUGCAGCCCUCCAAGCAGUCAUGUUUUUUGAUCCAGAUACGGAUGGUCUGGACUCAGCGAGUCAACGUAAUGUUGCGGCCGAGCAGAAGAAGCUUCUCACAGCGUUAUAUCGCCAUAUUUGUUGCAGCUACGGGCAGACUGAUGCAAGUGAUCGCUUUGCUGCUAUUUUGCUGCGAAUUCCUACAAUCAGAAAAGUGGCUGCGAAGAAGAAUGAAUCGUUGCAAAUAAUUGACAUGUUCAACUCGUUUAGCCUGAACUCGCUGGUAAAGGAAACAGCACUGGGCGUCAAGGUAACAGAUAGCUUUGCAGAAGCAAACGUCGCUUCAACCGCAACAAAUGGUUUCAUUUGA